Molecule: messenger RNA, 1233 nt
Organism: Botrytis porri
Lineage: Eukaryota; Fungi; Ascomycota; Leotiomycetes; Helotiales; Sclerotiniaceae
Exons: 5
Coding region: 1-1233 (410 amino acids)
Source: RefSeq, a predicted model, not a curated record
AUGUCGCAAUCCGAUAUUGACUUAAUGCAAGGACCGGCUUUGACUCCUCCACCAGGUGUUGCCUCGAAUUUUGAUAAUCCCUAUUCCCUUCGACCAGCAGCCGAUGCGGUCAAGAUAGUGACUACUGUUUUAGCUACUUUGGCUAUUCUCAUACGGGUUUAUACUAAGUGGAGGAUUAUUCGAGAGGUACAUCUGGAAGAUUAUAUAGCGGUGGCAGCAUGGUGUGGUUAUGUUGUUUUCAUCGUAACAACCGGGUUCGAUCCUGAUGUUUUCGGACGACAUCAAUGGGAUAUCAGAUUGAAGGAUUAUCAAAUCUUUCUCUAUGGUACCUACAUAACAUCUAUAUCAUUCGGUCUUGCGAUAAUGUCAAUCAAGAUCUCGAUACUGCUACAAUACGUCCGGCUCUUCACUGCAGGAACACGAGAUCUAAUGUUUUGGAGCUGCCAUGCACUUAUGUGGAUCACUAUCGUAUUCUAUACGAUUCUGCUGUUCAUGACAAUUUUUAUUUGUACCCCUAUAUCUAAGUUUUGGAGUGUUCUGGAUACCGCGGGUCACUGCCUCGAUGUGAAUUACCUGUUCUUAGCGACGGGGACGGCGAACACUAUAACCGAUUUUCUUAUUAUAUUACUUCCACAACCGGUCAUCUGGAAACUACAAAUGAGCUUCAAAGAACACGUUGGUGUUUCCGCCGUUUUCUCAACAGGGCUUCUGGCAUGCAUAGCAUCCAUGGCUCGCCUAUUCGUUUCCCUGAAACUCUUGAAAAAUCCGGAUGCUUCCUGGUACACUAGUAUCAUGUGUAUUCCCUCAUAUGUAGAGCUAGGAGCUGGUAUCAUCACGAGUUGUCUACCGACAUUGCCGAAAUUCUUCAAAACGAUGUCGCAAAUACCGCGUGUGUCGAGGAUGUGUCAUUUUGUGUCUUCGUUGUCGAGGUCUUCUGAUGAGUCGGGUGAGUCGAAAGAUGAAGAGAGGAGUAGUGGUUCUUCGUGGAAUCAAAACGGAAGGAUGCCAUCGGGAUCGAGGGGGCAAGGAAGGAGAGAGGAAAACUCUGAUGGUGUGGAGGAGUGGGAGGGAUGUAACGCUGGGGUUUCGAGGACUAGUUUGGGGAAUACGACGACGGCUAUGGGGAUGAGAAAUGGAGGGGAUAAUUCGGAGAUGAAGUGUGUUGAUGAAGAACGAGGAAUCUUGAGAUCGGUGCAGAUUUCGAUUGUUAGACAGGGUCCACCGGGUAGGUAG